Molecule: messenger RNA, 971 nt
Organism: Morus notabilis
Lineage: Eukaryota; Viridiplantae; Streptophyta; Magnoliopsida; Rosales; Moraceae
Product: MLP-like protein 328
Exons: 2
Coding region: 185-643 (152 amino acids)
Biological process (GO): defense response
Source: RefSeq, a predicted model, not a curated record
AAUAUUUUUAAUUCCUCUCUUCAGCAUGGGAAGACACAAUCAUAAUUUGUCAACGGUUGCUUAUAUAAGGAGGGGAAAUCGGGGUUAGAUCCACAAGUUCCGGGUUUGCCUUUAUAUCUUUAGCUAAAGAGACAAAAUCCUUCUAAAAUUAUAUAUCAUCACUAGAAUAUAUACAACACAAAAAAUGUCGAAUCUGAAGGGAAAGGUAGAGACUGAAAUUGAAAUCAACGCAGGUGUUGAGAAGUACUACAAUAUCUGGAAACAAGCACACCACAUUCCGAACAUCGCCGGCGACCAUAUUCAGGGUGUUGAUUGCCAUGAGGGUGACUGGCAUACUCAUGGAGGUGUUAAGAGCUGGAAAUACACAGUUGACGGGACCAGUGGGGUGUUCAAGGAGAAGGUGGAAUUUGACGAUGCAAACAAGGCAGUGAUUCUGAAUGGAUUUGAAGGAGAUGUGUUCAAUGAAUACAAGGUCUUUAAGCCAGUUUAUCAUGUGGUUCCGAAUCCUAAGGGCAGAGGCAGCAUUGCAAAACUUAGCAUUGAGUAUGAGAAGCUGAAUGAGGGUGUUCCACCUCCAGAUAAAUACGUUAAACUGAUGGUCAACAUCAGCAAAGAUCUUGAUGUCCACUUUGGCAAGGCAUAGAUCAUAUAGAUAUGAUCAAAUUAUUAAGGAAAUAUCCUUAUGGUACUAAGUAUUGUAUAAUUGUAGUGCUUUGGUUUGUCCAGUAGUUAUGAUACUUAAACUCCUAAUUUGUGUGAUGAAUGUUUAUGCUAAUUACUUUAAGAGAGCUAAUCAGUUGUUGUAUUAGUCUUGGUGAGGUCACCAUCUAAGCUCUCCAUGUAUUGCACAAGGUUUUAUAAGUUGAUAUGAAAUAAGUCUUUGUGGAUGUGUAUCGUAUAAGUAACUAGCACAUUAGAUUCUAACAAUAUUUGCGGGCCAUUUGGCAGCGCUUUUGCCCUUGUUUUUAAUC